AGACGUCUCAGUCAGUUCGCCGUGUGGAGACAGCUCGGACGGAGGGGAACGGAGCCCACUCGUGUGAAUGUUGUGCGUGGAUCACCACCAGCGCGCCGCAGCCUGCCCGCCCCAUGCGCACGCGUCUUCCGCCCGACGCGGGGGUUGUUUUUGUUAGUGUUGUUGCAUGUCAGGAGGCUCGGAGCUGCUGUCCGCCGGCUCUGCGGCUGUUUUUCUGCGCACACCGUGCCCCCUCCCUCCUCCUAUGGGACUCUAAUUAAUCGGAGGCAUGUGGACUCACACCAGGAUUAGACAUCGCUUCCUAAUAGUGUGCCUGCUGUUGACGUUAUGGGCCAAGGCGUCCCAGUCAACAGGCUAUUUCGAGCUGCAGCUGAUCUCCGUUGAGAAUGUGAACGGCGAGUUGGCGAGUGGGGAGUGCUGCGAUGGCACCAGGAGCUCCGAGGAGGAUCUGCGCUGCUUGGAGGACGAGUGUGACACUUACUUCAAGGUGUGCCUCAAGGAGUAUCAGGUGGACAUCACCACUGGGGUACCCUGCACGUACGGAGCUGGAUCUACGCAAGUUCUUGGUGGAAAUAUGUUGAAUUUUCAUAAAGCAAAGAACAAAAUCAAUGUCGCUGGCAAGAUUGUGAUCCCCUUCCAAUUUGCAUGGCCGCGGACGUACACGUUAAUCGUUGAGGCCAGGGACUGGGAUAACACCACCCGGAACAAUGACGACGAGCACCUGAUCGAGCGCAGCGCUCAGACUGGAAUGGUGAACCCUGGUGACCCCUGGAAGACCGUCCACCAUGAUGGGCCUGUGGCUCGCAUCAUCUACCGUGUCUGGGUGCGCUGUGACGAAAAUUACUACGGCAACAAGUGCAAUAAACUGUGCGUUCCUCGUGAUGACUACUUUGGCCACUAUCACUGUGAACCGUCAGGCACCCAGGUUUGCCUGCCUGGUUGGAUGGGUCCCGACUGUAAGACAGCAAUCUGUAAGCAAGGUUGUAAUCUGCUACAUGGUGGUUGCGCCAUUCCAGGGGAAUGCAGGUGUAACUACGGCUGGCAGGGUCAGUUCUGUGAUGAAUGUGUAGUGUUCCCUGGAUGCGUCCACGGCACUUGCAACAUCCCAUGGCAGUGCAACUGCGAGAGGAACUGGGGUGGCCUGUUGUGCGAUAAAGAUCUGAAUUACUGUGGCCGCCGCCAGCCGUGCAGCAACGGAGGCACGUGCAUGAACACUGAGCCAGAUGAAUACUACUGCGCGUGUCCUCACGGCUACUCGGGCAAGAUGUGUCAGAUAGCUGAGCACUCGUGUGUUUCAAGUCCUUGUGCAAACGGUGGUACAUGCCAUGAGGGUCCCUCAGGCUUUGAGUGCCAGUGUCUGCCAGGCUGGGAAGGUCCGACCUGUGCAAAUAAUUUAGACGACUGUGCUUCCAAUCCAUGUGCCUGGGGAGGAACCUGCAUCGACCGGGAGGAUGGUUUCGAGUGCGUGUGCCCACCUGAGUGGGAAGGAAAGACCUGCCAGAUUGAUGCUAAUGAGUGUGCAAGAAAGCCGUGUGUGAACGCUAAUUCUUGCAAAAAUUUGAUUGGUGGAUAUCACUGCGACUGUUUUUGGGGAUGGUCCGGACAAAACUGUGACAUCAACAUGAAUAGCUGCCACGGUCAAUGCCAGAAUGGAGCAACCUGCAAGGAGGGCCCACGCGGUUACCGCUGCCAGUGCCCACCAGGCUUUGUGGGUUCUCACUGUGAAAUCCAAAGGAAUAAGUGUGACAGCAGACCCUGUCAGAAUGGAGGCCAAUGCCACGCUGUGUUAGGUGGCUUUGUGUGCCAGUGUCCAUUGGAGUUUGCGGGACGACUGUGUGAGAUCCGGAUCUCGUCCCCUUCGGAUGCUUGCGAUCCAAACCCGUGUGAGAACCAAGCCAAGUGCCACAGUAUGGUCCAGGACUUCUACUGCGCAUGUCCUGAGGGCUUUGAAGGAAAGACCUGCGAGCAACCCAAGGAGGACUGCAAAACCACACCUUGUCAAGUUAUCGACAGCUGCACUGUUGCCAUAGCGACUAACGACUCCACAGAAGUGCGGCACAUCUCCUCCAACGUCUGCGGACCUCGAGGGCGCUGUGUGAGCGGGCUGACUGGCAACUUCACCUGCAUCUGUGAUCCAGGGUUCAGCGGCAUCUAUUGUCAUGAGAACGUUAAUGACUGCCUCAAUAGUCCAUGUAGAAAUGGGGGAACCUGCAUUGAUGGCAUCAAUUCGUUUCAGUGCUUCUGUCCUGACGGUUGGGAAAGUGAACUCUGCGACCUCAAUGUCAACGAGUGCAGACACAACCCGUGUAAGAACGGCGGCCGCUGCGUCGACCUCGUCAACGACUUCUACUGCGAGUGUGCCGACAACUGGAAGGGAAAGACCUGCCAUUCGCGUGAGAGUCAGUGUGACGCGACCACGUGCAGUAAUGGAGGCACCUGCUAUGAUCACGGGGACACCUUCCGCUGUGCCUGCCCACCUGGUUGGGGAGGAAACACAUGCAACACAGCCAAGAACAGCACAUGCGCCUCCAGUCCUUGCUUGAAUGGUGGAACCUGCGUGGGAGGAGUAGACACCUUUACUUGCAUCUGCAAAGAGGGCUGGGAAGGACCCACCUGCAGCCAAAAUAUAAACGACUGCAACCCUCAUCCAUGUUACAAUGGUGGUAUCUGUGUGGACGGAGUCAACUGGUUUAGAUGCGAGUGCGCCCCUGGGUUUGCCGGUCCUGACUGCAGAAUCAACAUCAAUGAGUGCCAGUCUUCACCCUGUGCCUACGGCGCCACCUGCGUGGACGAGAUCAAUGGUUUCCGCUGCAUUUGUCCGCUCGGUAGAACAGGAGUCCGAUGUCAAGAAUUCAUAGGUAUUGGGAAGUCAUGUCACUACGCCGGACUGCAGUUUCCUCACGGCAGCCGCUGGGAGGAGGAGUGCAACAGCUGCUACUGUGGCAACGGAAAAGUGGACUGCACAAAGGUCCAGUGCGGUCGCCGACCCUGCCGCCUCCAGUCCUCGGACCCGGAGCAGACCGUUCAGUCGUGCCCUGCUGGACGCGAGUGUGAACCACACAGAUACCUCACAUGUUUUUCGCCGCCUUGUCAUCAGUGGGGGGUUUGCUCUCAAGCGCUCACGCAAACGACCACCAAGUGUCAGCCAAACAGUGGGCACCUGGACAACAACUGUGGCCGCAUCACACUGGUUUUCAACAAAGACAAAGUCCCACUGGGUACAACAGUGGAGAACAUCUGCUUUGAGCUGAGAUAUCUCCCUGACACCAGAACUUUGGCAAAAGACCACACUCUCCUCCUGCUGUGUGACCUUUCUCAUUCCAGUCAGGACACUGUCGAAGUGGCCAUAUCUUUCCAGCCCGAAGAUCUCGCAGACCACAGCCUGAUACAGGAGACAGCCAACACCAUAGUGGGGACCUUGUCAAAGAGGCACAACAGCAGCAUCAUGUUGGCGGUCAUUGAGGUCAAAGUGGAAACGCAGGUCACAUCCCGUUCAGUGGACUACCUGGUGCCUCUGCUGUGCGUCAUCUUCGGUUUGCUUUGCCUCUUCUGCAUCGUCGUUUGCGUUUGGUGGACUCGCAAACGGAGAAAAGAGCGCGAAAGGAACGUGCGCUUACCGGCCGACGACAGCGUCAACAACCACUGGGAGCCAGUUCCGCUAGUGGUGGGACGUCAGCAGCAGCAACAGCAGCUGCUGAAAGAGAGCAACAGGGAGGCCGAGCAAGAGCGCAAAAAGCUCAUGGAGCCCUCCUAUCGGACGUGUGAUGAUGAUGAGGAGGAGGAGGAGGAGGAGGAGGAGACGGAAGGGGAGCUAGAGCUGGAGGAAGAGAUGUGCGGAGCGGAGGCGGGAAAGCAGCCAGUUUAUAAGUACUCAAAGACUGCGGUGCCGUCGAGCGGGGGGCUGAUCUGCACUACGCGCAGUUCUAGUUCGCCCCACCGGACCCCAGGCUACAGCCCCAAAGACAACCGCUGGAAAAAUGUCAGCGCCGUCAUGACUGGCCAGAAAGACGUCAGAGACCAUUGUGUAUAAGACAUUUGAAGUAUAGACUCGCAAAGUGGAAGCGAAGCUGCGAGGCAGCCUUUCUUUGUUUUGGACUGACUACCUUUUGGAAAAAAGAGGCUUUGUGUUUCAAUAAGCCAUUAUUUGCUUUGUGAUCGUCAUAUUUCUCACUGUCACCUGACAUUUUCUUUUGAUUUCAGGCAGCACAGUGAACAUUUUUUUAUUAUUUUUUUGCUUCCGUUUGUAUUUUUCUUUAAUGAUCUAUUAAACCAAAAUGUAACAAUUUUCAGGAGUAAAAGAAGCCCGCUGCAAUUUUUGUUCGUUUAACAAAAAACAAAACCAAAAAAAACAUUUAAGAAACAAUGAAUCAUUUGAAAGGAGAACAAAAAGGCUGUAUAAUUUUUGUUUGUUUUAUAGACUGUUAUGACUUUGAGAAGUCAGCAGGCGUCUAUGAUGGGGCAGGGACACAUCCAAAUUUAAAGGUCCAAGAAGGGUUUUAUUUGGUUGUUGAAAACCCUCCCUCGGCUUUACCCUCAAGUCCGCCUGAGGCCUCACACGCCAGCCUUACCAAAAUACUCUGCUUGGGGGGAAAAAGGGGGAGAGAAACCCCAGUGCCUACUAUGUGGCCUUCAAUGAUUUUUGUCCUGUCUCUCAAUUUCCUUGGCUGAAAGCUCUGUUUGAGGAUUUCUUUUGCAGUAUUUGAGUUGGUAGCAAGUGCCUUUCUACGAGCCCGUUCGAGGCUCCGAGUCGCGCUGCCCUGUUUGACCUCCUUGUUUCCAAAUCUCAAAUGUCAACGUGUGCAUUUAAAGAGUUCCAUUUCACAGCAACGCCAUUCAAGGUAUUUGAUCCAAACAGAAGUGAUUACUCUGUACAUAUGUGUAAAUACAAAACAAUGGAGUCGCUGUGUAUAUUUGAAAUAAGUAACUUAAGACAAGUCACACAUUUUUAUUAUUAUUAUUAUUGUUAUGAUUAAUAUUAUUUUUAAAUUUUUUUUGUUGUUUUUUUUACAAUGCCAUUCCUUUUAUUUAUGCCAGUCAAAAUCGGCAAGUUUUAUAAAAUGUCCAAUAUCCAGAGUCACACAGUAAAGAACCUUUACAAUGAGGUACCACCCAUGAAGGUCUUUUUGAAGGGUUUAAAAAUGGUUUGUUGCAGGGAACCUGCGACUGUUUACUUUUUUAAAUAAUUUUUCCUGAUUUUUACUUCACUUACCAAAUCGGUGAUACUUUGCUACUAAAUUGAACAGAGAAUAAUGUUGAAUAAGGCCAACUCACUGCAGUUUGUCACUCGGUAUGACCAAUUCUGUGCUAUAUUUGUCUUGGUCAAAUCACCAUUUAAAUGUAUUUUUUUUUUGUUCUCUCAGGAUUUGGCCCAACAUAGCAGCCUUAAAGUGUUUUACCAGUGCAACACGAACCAUUUCUAAGCCCAUCAUAAACCUUUUUUGUUUCAGGUGCCUUAAUGUAUUGAGUGAUGCAUUAUUUGUGUAAUCAAUCAGUUGUCAUCAUUUUAUGUUUUUGUUUUGUUUUCACAAGUUAACUCUUUGAAACGUGUGUUGUAUUGUGGCGUGUUUUAUUCGCCUUCAUAAAGUGCUUUUCCUUGUCUCACUUUGCUUUCAUUGAGAUUUCUGGCUAAUAUAAUGACAGAAUUGAAAAGGAAGAAGGAGAAACAAAGAAAAAAAAAACUAUCCACAUUGUUUAAGUGUCAUUAAUGUGGAUAGCAGUAGGUCAAAUAUGGACAAAACUCAUUAUCUUCAUGUUUGGUUUCAAGGCUUUAAUGAAGGGAACAAUGUUUGCAGAUGCUACCUUGCAAGUGUAUUUGUUUCAGUUACCAACUCAGUCCAAAAAUGGCUCAUAUCAAAGUUUAACUCAUUUUUCAUAUGUAAGACCAUCAUGCUUUCUGUUAUGGGACACAGUAAAAAUAAAGAAUUAAAGUGGCAUCACGUGCUGGUGUAAAAACUCAA
Phyllopteryx taeniolatus (common seadragon) is the source of this 5957-nucleotide messenger RNA. RefSeq names its product jagged canonical Notch ligand 2b (gene jag2b). Gene Ontology annotation, biological process: establishment or maintenance of epithelial cell apical/basal polarity; heterophilic cell-cell adhesion; multicellular organism development. The record is from RefSeq and is a predicted model, not a curated record. Bases 269 to 4030 code for a protein of 1253 amino acids. Gene Ontology annotation, molecular function: Notch binding; calcium ion binding. The transcript is spliced from 27 exons. Gene Ontology annotation, cellular component: protein-containing complex; plasma membrane. NCBI's taxonomy places the organism in Eukaryota, Metazoa, Chordata, Actinopteri, Syngnathiformes, Syngnathidae.